AAUCCAAAAAUGAGAUCGAUUUGGAUCGCUUUGAGAAGGGCAUCAGUUGAUAACCAUACAAUAUGGAAAUGGAGUGACGGGAGCCCAUUUGUUUAUGAGAACUGGCAGCUGUUUCAACCAAACGACUGCUGCGGAGAUGACGUAACGUGUGCAAAAAUGAACUGGUUGCUGCUCAGUGGCGCCUGGUUUGAUACUUCCUGUCUUGAAAAGCUUGGAGUUGUUUGCAAAUAUGACCCCAGUAUGAGGACUGUGCCAAUUACAACUACUGAAGCGAACUCUGUUUUACGAGAAAAUCCGAAUCCACUAGAUGGUGAGUCAAUAAAAUUUACGUGCGACGCUGUUACGCAGAACUUGGCAGUUCUAAGAUAA
Messenger RNA from Enterobius vermicularis (human pinworm), 369 nucleotides. NCBI's taxonomy places the organism in Eukaryota, Metazoa, Nematoda, Chromadorea, Rhabditida, Oxyuridae. The record is from the annotation of a GenBank genome assembly.